AUGCAACCAAAGACUUUCCAUUUCACUCUUGUGAUCAUUUUCUUGAUCUCACCUCAUUCUCUGUGCUUCAACACCGGUGACGAAAACGGCGGAACGGAGAUGACGACCUCGCCGGAAACAUCUUCUUCCGCCGGUGGAGGAAGUGGUGCAGCUCAUGGACCUAACUGGGAUUACAACUGGGGUUGGGGUUCUAGCCCAGGAGGAGGAGGGGGUUUUGGCUCAGGCUCGGGCAGGUCGCCUGAUGGGCUCGGUCGGGGCUGGGGGUUUGGUUUUGGGUCCGGGAGUGGAUCGGCGGGUACUGGCUUUGGCUAUGGCUAUGGUACUGGUGGUGGUGGUGGUAGUGCUGGCGGAGAAAAUGGUGGUUCUGGUGGCUACAAUAGUGGUCGUGCGCCAUCGAUUAAUCCAGGGGAGAGAUAUCAUCAUGGGUAA
Molecule: messenger RNA, 429 nt
Organism: Nicotiana tabacum (common tobacco)
Lineage: Eukaryota; Viridiplantae; Streptophyta; Magnoliopsida; Solanales; Solanaceae
Source: RefSeq, a predicted model, not a curated record